UAUUUUAGUCACCGAUGCGUAAACAAAUAUGGCGGCUGUUUUCAAACAUUUCAACUGUCAGAAUAGAUUUUGAUUGUUUUCUGUAAAAAAGUAGCUUUGAAAAAAAUAAUCAUGGUCGAGAAAGGAAGAUUUCUCGUAGUUGUAGCAGUUCUAGAAGGUCGAAGAUUUCCAAAACGGCCACGGCAUCAGCUGAUCGCAGAGGCCAAAUUUGAUGGUGAACUGUUGUCAACAGAUCCAGUAGAUCAUGUAGAAACUCCCGACAUCACUCAAGAACUUGCUUGGGAGCUUGACAAGAAAGGCUUGCAGCAACAUAGGCUGCAGAGGACCUCGAUAAAAAUACAGUGUUAUGCCGUAGAUACAAACACAUCUGUGAAGGAAGCUAUAGGAUACGUGGUGCUUGAUCUGAGAUCCGCUCAUAAUAAACAGACUUCCAAAUGGUAUCCUUUGCUACUGGGAAAAUAUCAGAAAAAUAAGCCAGAAAUAAGACUGGGUUUAUACCUAGAUGAGGACAAGUCUGCUGAAGCCAACACUAGCUUCAAGGCCAAAGAAGCUCCUCCGAGAUUGAUUGAGACAGAGACCCCAGUAAAAGACCAGAAUUCUCGUCUUUUAAAGCCCAUCCUUAAUGAGGAGGAGGGAUACUAUCAGCUCGGUCCAGCUAAACAGUGCACUGAACAGUUUGUGUUGUCAGUAACCAUAGCAACAGCAGCCAACCUUACCCAGUUGAUACCCAGCACACAAGCUUUGCCUCAGGGAGCUGGCUAUUUCUUCUACUUUUCCUUGUUUGGCAAUGAUGUUACAAAUGAGGUGUUCCAUGAUUUGAUCAAUCCAACAUUUCCGGCAGAGAGGGCCUCAGUGAGACUCCGGAGCAGUGUUGAAGCUUUAAGAAUGUUUUUAUCAAGUCAACCAGGUCUACAGGUACAUUUAUGUUGUGGAGAACAGUCAUUGGGUCGAGCAGAAAUUCCUCUUGUAAAUUUACUGAAGAAAAGCAGCACAGAGAUAUAUAUGAAACCUGUAUCAGUGGACGGAUCUUUUGAGUUGGUACCACCAAAUCGAGCCAAACAGCAGAUGUCAGCGGUUCCAUCAGGUCUCUCGCCAGUUGUAGGACUCUCUGUGGUUCUCAGAAAGGAAGAUAUGGCAAUGAGAACCCCUGUAAAGGAAGAUCACAGAUCCCCUGUCAGGUCCCCAGCAGCCCAGUCCCCAUCACACAAAGCUAGAGCCCACACAGAGCAUUCCUCUCCAGGCAAAGGUCAGAGGUCAAGGUCUCCCCCAAAGGAGAAGCGAGCCCCAUCACCAGAACAUGAUAGAAAAGCUGAUCAGGAUUAUGAUGACGACUUUGAAGAGGCAACACAUGAUAAUCUCAGUAGUUUGGAUGAGGAACAUCAAAAUACAAAAAAGAAGAAAGUUUUAGAUGAAGAUCAGACGGAGGUUAAGAGAUCAUCGGCAGGUCCUUCAAGCCCCUCGCACCAGAUCAGACCCUCUGACAGCGGUACAUCAACAACACAGCACCACGUAGCCAUACCUCCACAGUCCCAUCAUUUCUCUUUCUCUAUAGACCUUAGAAGUGUAAAAAGUAUGGAAAGUAACACUACACAAAAUGUUUUCCUUAGGUACACAUACCCAUUUUUCGGCAGUGCUGCCCCAAUAUUGACCCAUCCUCCAGUCGAGAUAAGAAAAGGAAUGGAAGUUCUUCUCCCACAAUCUUUCUGUGCUUUUGAUUUUGCAUGUAAUGUUCAACAGCUUCAAGAAACCUUCCUCAGGGUACCAUUGUUGGUGGAAAUGUGGCACCGAGACAAACAGUUGUCAAAAGAUGUUCUGCUUGGAGCUGCUAGAUUACCUCUGGGAGACAUCAUUGUUGCUGAGAAAACUAAGAUAAUGAAUAACUCGGGUAAUGGUGGUUGGAAACAGCUGUAUAGUAACAAAACACCUGUGAUAUCUACUGAAGCGCAAUCCAAGCAGAUAGGAGAGAUUGCAUUUGUGUUGAGUUUGGAGGAUUGGGGCCCUAUAGGUUCACAGCAAAUUGUUGUCGCUCAGCCAGAAUCAGCUGGGACAACAAACAUGGCUGAUGGUUACAGACAGGCACCACAACAAGAGCCCAGGGAGACUGAUGAAUACAAAGCUGCCCUUGAACUAGAAAUGUGGAAAGAAGAACAGGAACAUGUGUUUGAAAACCAGUUAAAACAGAAGGAAAUGAUGUACAUGAAGGCUUUAGCAGAGGAAUGGAAAAAGAGGGAUAGAGAGAGGGAGUUACUGAUGAAAAAGAAGUUAACAGAAUAUGCACAACUAGAGGAACAGCUACGUAAAACUCUGGCUGACUUGGAAAAGAGAGAAAAACAGCUUGCAGCUAAUGAGCAAGAGGUAAUGAGAUUAAAGAAUGAUCUGCAGCGAGAACAUGACCGGAAGUUACAGGAGAUGAAAGAAGCCUCGCGGAGAAUGAAGGACGAUUGUGAUCAUCAGAUUGAACUGGAAAAAGGCAAAUGUAAGGAGUUAGAAAGUUUGAUUCAACGCUACAAAGAUGAGCUGACUGAGGCAGAGAAAAAACGUUUCAAAGUUGAAAAAGAUUUUACGGUGUAUAAAGAAGAGUUAAAUACAAAACCAGAAGUUAGAUUACAGUCAGAAAUCAAUUUGCUAACACUGGAAAAGGUGGAACUAGAGAGAAAGUUAGAUGCAGUGACAAAGUCAAAGAUACACUACAAACAGCAGUGGGGCCGAGCCCUGAAAGAGCUAGCCAGAUUGAAACAGAAAGAACAAGCCCAGGCUAAGGCACAUCUCAUGAAACAACAACAGGAAUUGGAGCAUAUGAGACUGCGUUACCUGGCAGCGGAGGAGAAAGAAGUGGUCAGCAAUGAGAAACAGGAGCUCGAGGAUAUUAAAAAUGAACUUAACAAACUAAAACAGAUGGAGGAAGAAAGAUUAAAAUCUGCGGAUCAUUCACCUCGUGAUAUUGUCAGUGGAAAAGCUGACCCGGAAAUGGACAAUAUUGAAGAACAUAUAUCACGUUUAAUUGAGGAACGAGAUACGUUGCUCAGAACGGGAGUGUAUUCAACACAAGACAGAAUUAUAGCUGAACUUGAUAGACAGAUUAGAGAAGCUAUGGCGAAUAGAAAACUUAGUAAUGUGUGAUACAUAUAGAUGAAGAGGUGUAUAUCGAAAAAAACUUGUUAGAUAUAUUUAUGUAGGAAGACCAUGGCGCAUUGAUAUUUAUCUACGUUUUACUCAAUCAUAGAAGCUGUUGGAUAGUAAAUAAAUAUAGAUGUUUAAGUUUCAAUUAUAGUGAAUCAUGAUUCAGGACUUUACAGAAUUAUAGAACAUGCCAGCUUAAUUGUUAGCAAAAAGUAUGUGUUGUUAAUGUGAAAUUGAUUGAAAGUGGACAAAAAUGGUAGACCAUGUUGCCUUUUUCUAGAAUGUGAUGUCUUUUGUAUUUAGAGCUUGAUGCUACAUUUUUCUGUUAGGACUGUUCUACUUUUUUGAAAGAGAAUGAGUGACACGGCUGUUUCUGGUGAUCGACCAACUCCUUAAAGUUAGUGUUAUAGUUCUUGCAGUUUCAGUAUGUAUCAGAAGUAUGACUAAGAACCAGUCUCCCUGUGUAGGAUAUAAAACGUAUGAUCUUCAGUCCUAUAAUGCUACAAAAUCAUUCAGUUUUGUAGGCACAAUUUUUCGUGGCUUUGGCCAGAAUGAUUAAUUGCAUGGGGACAAGAAUUUAUUGAAUUCAAAUAUAAACUGUAAAAAUAAUGAAAAUUUUUCAUUUGAGCUGCAUCGUGGGAAAACCAACAUAAUGGCUUUGCGACCAGCAUGUAUCCAGACCAGCCUGUGCAUCCGCACAGUCUGGUCAGGAUCCAUGCUGUUCGCCAACAGUUUUUCUAAUUGCAGUAGGCUUUAAAAGCGAACAGCAUGGAUCCUGACCAGUCUGCGCAGAUGCGCAGACUGGUCUGGAUCCAUGCUAGUCGCAAACCCACUAUGUUGGUUUUCUCAUGGCACGGCUCAUUUGUAUUUUUGAGAUUUAAUUUCAUAGAUUAACAUCACCUGAUAAGCCAUGGAAAGUAGCGUCCCACAGUACUGCAAAAUCAUUAUAUUUUGUGGGGACUAAUUUUCGUGGAUUCCAUGGUCGAGUCAAUCCAGAGGAAUCAGUAAUAUCAUAUACCGUUUCACGUUCAAAGGUCAAAAUCCAUGCUUUUUUGGCCAGAAAACAACAAAACUUCUUGUACACAAAAUUAAAUGAUUUCACAGUAUAAUCACAGAAAAAUGAUUAAUAGAAGAAACACAAUACAAGACUUCUGUGAGAUCAGGAAAAUUAGUACUAUUAAUUUGUUUUAUAUAUAAAACUAAAUUUGUUUAAAAGAUUUGGCAGUCUUCAUUAUGAAAAAACAUUUCAGGUAUGAUUUAUCUCCCAAGACUGCGACUGUAGCGAAAAAAGAAAAAUUAUUUUUGAAUCAUGUCAGUUAUAGCUGAAACUUAAUUCUUACACCAGUGUGUCUGGCUAAAACUUUGCUUCAUGUAAUUUACAGUUCAACUUAUUGGUUUCUUUAUAUGUCAAGCUUAAUAUUGGUGUUGCAUUUGGUGGAGAUAUGUAUACAUGUAAUUUGUGUUAAAAAGCUAUGUCUGUGAUUUUCAUACAUGUGCAUACUUGUAUAUAGCAUAAAUCAUUUCUAAAGAUUAUCCAGUCAGGAUAGAAUUGAAAAGUUAUAUCUAUUUGUAGACAGUCUUUAAAGAAGAACAAAUGCCCUACCAUAAGUAUUUUAUAUGAAAGCCUAUAUUCUGCUGUUCCUAAGAAGGUUUUAAAACUGGACCAUUGUUAAAACAGAUGUUGCAGUUUGAAAUCUAGAAAAAGACUUGCCACAAAGUUUUAUGUUCGCGUUUAGUACCAUUGGUUAAAGAAGACUGAAUGUUAGAACAGUUUUACUUUUUUCCAGUCAGAUUAUUUUAGAAAUCCCAAUUGAAUUACUUUUGUUCAAUUGUCCUAGUAUGGCUUUUCAAUUUAGAGGGCAAUAUACAUGAUAAAAAUGGGUGUUGGACUGAAUUCUACAAAAUAAGCAUUUAAUAUAUCAUCAUUUGAGGAACUGUUGUUUGAUAGAUAUUAACUAUAUAAGAGUCAAUAACACUGAUGUUUUACAAAGAAACUGAAUUUUCACAAAGUACUAUACUUGUACAGUUACUCUUUUAUUAUUUAUAUUGAAAAUACAAAUAUUAAAAAUAUUUAAAACAUA
Mercenaria mercenaria is the source of this 5201-nucleotide messenger RNA. Its product is annotated as centrosomal protein of 120 kDa-like. The record is from RefSeq and is a predicted model, not a curated record. The coding region runs from base 112 to 3120 and encodes 1002 amino acids. The transcript is spliced from 22 exons. Gene Ontology annotation, cellular component: centriole; centrosome. Lineage: Eukaryota; Metazoa; Mollusca; Bivalvia; Venerida; Veneridae. Gene Ontology annotation, biological process: centrosome cycle; positive regulation of centriole elongation; interkinetic nuclear migration.